AUGCAAGCUUUGAGUGUCUGGCCGUCAAAAUCUAGCUUAUGGACGCUUCCCCAGGUCGAAUCGGACUUAGCUUCGUGCCUUUACAGCUGUAGAAGGAAGAAAGUUGGCUUUUUUGCUGUUUCUUUGUUUCAUAAUUCAAUUUAUUAUGGUCAUUUCCUAGUUUCUGCUGGUUCAAGGUAUGGUAGAAGUAGUAAUGGGUUUACGUGUAGAUACCCUAAGCUACGAUUUCACAUUGUUGCUGAGAAAAAGAAAGAUUGUGCUUGUUCAUCUGUUGCAUCAGCAUGGGAAUUGGAUGAAGAAGAGACGCAGAGUCUUGUUCGUAGUAGUACUCAAUCCAACACAGAGAACGAGAACAUCGAUGGAGAAUCUCAUGAAUUUGAUAGGGUAGAUGCCACUAAUGGGAUCAGUGAUCCGGAAGGGAAGAUCGAUGUUCGAGAGCUGGCCAAGAGCUUACAUGCUGUUGAAACAGCAGAUGAUGUAGAGGAGGUUCUUAAAGACAUGGGGAUAUUCCCAAUUCGAGUGUAUUCCUCGUUGAUCAGGGGUUUCGGUUGGGACAAGAAGAUGAAGCCAGCAUUGGCAGUUGUGGAUUGGCUCAGGAGAAAGAAGGUAGAAACUGCUGGUGCUUUUAUUGGUCCAAACCUCUUUGUCUACAACAGCCUGUUGACAGUUGUAAAAGACUGCGAACAGUAUCAAGAAGCCGAGAAAGUAGUGAAUGACAUGGCUCGUGAAGGGAUCCAUCCCAACGUCGUGACUUACAACAUCUUGAUGAUGAUCCAUGUCGAGCAGGAACAACCCUCCAAGGCUCUCAGUAUCUUCGAACAGAUUUGCCAGAACGGCUUUACACCAUCUGCUGCUUCCUAUUCGAUUGCCUUGAUGGCUUACCGAAGGAUGGAAGAUGGAGAUGGAGCAUUGAAGUUCUUUGUAGAGUUCAAGGAGAAGUAUGUAAAAGGGGAGCUGGGGAGAGAUAAUGGUGAUGAUGAGGAUUGGGAGAAGGAGUUUGCUAAACUCGAGGACUUCACGAUCAGGAUUUGCUAUCAGGUGAUGAGAAGAUGGCUCGCAAGGCUUCAAGACAUGAGCACGAAAGUGUUCAAGCUUUUAACAAGUAUGGAUAAUGCAGGUCUUCAAACGAGUCGAGCAGAAUAUGAACGACUCAUCUGGGCUUGCACGCGCGAAGAUCAUUAUCGUGUUGCCAAAGAGUUGUACACUCGAGUCAGAGAAAGAUACCCUGAAAUAAGCUUGUCUGUCUGCAACCACUUAAUUUGGUUGAUGGGAAAGGCGAAGAAAUGGUGGGCAGCUUUAGAAAUCUAUGAAGACUUGCUAGACAAGGGACCAAGCCCUAAUAACUUAUCGUCCGAGCUAAUCAUCUCUCAUUUCAAUGUCUUACUGGCCGCUGCUAGCAAACGAGGAAUUUGGAGGUGGGGAGUUAGAUUACUUAACAAGAUGCAGGAUAAAGGACUUAAACCCGAGAGCAGGCAGUGGAAUGCAGUUCUCGUGGCUUGCUCAAAAGCUGCUGAAACUUCUGCAGCUGUGGAGAUAUUCAAGAGAAUGGUCGAGCAAGGCGAGAAGCCAACGAUUAUCUCCUACGGUGCACUCCUCAGCGGACUCGAGAAGGCCGGACUCUACGAGGAGGCCUUUCGUGUAUGGAACCACAUGCUGAAAAUGGAAGUCCAACCCAACUUGUAUGCAUACACCAUCAUGGCCUCUGUGCUAACCGGGCAAGGCAAGUUCAGGCUCGUCGACUCCAUAAUCAAAGAGAUGGCUGAUGUGGGCAUUCCACCGACAGUUGUCACGUACAACGCCAUCAUCAGUGGGUGUGCGCGUCGUGGGUUGAGCAGUGCAGCAUACGAGUGGUUUCAUCGCAUGGAGAGGCAGCAGGACGUGGAGCCAAACGAGAUCAGUUACCAGAUGCUGAUUGAAGCUCUGGUGAGAGAUGGGAAGCCGAGGCUUGCCUACGAGGCUUACUUGCGUGCUCAGAAUGAUGGCCUUGUGCUUUCGUCGAAGGCCUAUGAUGCUGUUGUGGAUGCUUCUCGGGCUUCAGGUGCUACCAUUGAUGUGAGCUUGCUGGGAGACCGGCCACCGGAGAGAAAGAAAGGAGGAGGUGGAGUGAGGAUUAGGAAGACUCUGACCGAGUUUACGAAGUUUGCUGAUGUUCCCAGGAGAAGUCAACCGUUUGACAAGAGGGAAAUCUACUAUAGACAAGGAAGGGAAAGCUAA
Messenger RNA from Linum tenue, 2214 nucleotides. Lineage: Eukaryota; Viridiplantae; Streptophyta; Magnoliopsida; Malpighiales; Linaceae. The record is from the annotation of a GenBank genome assembly.